Molecule: messenger RNA, 3279 nt
Organism: Acanthamoeba castellanii str. Neff
Lineage: Eukaryota; Discosea; Longamoebia; Acanthamoebidae
Exons: 5
Coding region: 1-3279 (1092 amino acids)
Source: RefSeq, a predicted model, not a curated record
AUGGAGCGACGUCGCCCGCCGCAGCUCAUCUUUGUGGGGGUGGUCUUUCUCUGCAGUCUGAUCCUCUUAGUCAUCGGUCCGAAGGUAGCGGCGGCGGAGAGCGACCUCCCGCUUUGCGACGGCCCUCUGGCGGCCACCACCGGCGAGCCCAGCGUGCUGUACAACUUCGACCUCGUCGCUCAGCUCUUCCGCGUGGUCGACGAGGCCGACCUCACCUCCUUCUCCCUCCUCCUUUCCGCCUCCAAUGAAACCGAACCGCUGGCCACGACCGCCGAAGUGUGGCUCAACGCGGGUCAGGCGCCCGGUACGCCACUGGCCAACAGCUCGUUCGAAAUCGUCGGCCCCGGCACCAACACCAGCGCCGGCGUCGACGCGCUGCUCUUCCCGUUCAACACCACCAUUCCCGACACGUCCGUCCGCCUGGCCGCCAACACCAGCUACUGGCUGGUCUUGACCCUCCCGUCGCCCGUGCUGCUCGGUGUCACCAACGACGCGCAGGCGCCCGACCCCGAGUGGCCGCUAACGCUGGGCGAGCUCAAGUACGUCAGCGGCGCCGGCGGCUGGACCCUGAGCGCCAGCCGCACGGCCAUGGUGACGCUCGAGGGCUGUCACGCCGUGCGGCCGGAGCCGAGCCCGUCGCCGUCGCAUUCCCCGUCGCCCACGCCGUCGGCCUCGCUCUCGCCCACGCCCACGCCGUCGGCCUCACUCUCGCCCACGCCCUCCGUCACGCCCACGCCCUCGUCGACGCCCUCCACCUCGCCGUCGCCGUCGCCCGUCAUCUGCGCCACGCUCGCCAACAACUCGGCCGCCAUCACCGCCGCCGGCGUGGAGUUUGUCGUGGCGGCCCAAAAGCUGCAGGUGGUCGACCCCAGCAAGAUCCGCUCCUUCACCAUCCGCCUCUCGGCCCAGAGCGAAACGACUCUCGCGUCGGCAACGCUGCACGUCAACAGCGGCGGCCAACCCGGCGUCGCGGUGGUCGAUGCGAGCUUCAACGUCUCGACACAGAUCAUCACCCCAGUCGUCGACGGCGACAACCAGACGCAGUCGGUCGCUUACACGUUCGAGGCCGCCAGCGGGCUGCCAGGCGUGAGCCUCGGCUCGGGCACCUACUGGCUCGUGGUGGCCGCCAGCGACUCUCAGACCCUCGCCGUCGACGUUACCGACCCCUACGCGCCGCCGGUCGAAGACGCGAUCGUGCUGGGCUCGCUCGCAGUCGACGACGGCGUGAGCGUCGGUCUUGUCGACACGGGGAUGGCGGCGGUGGUGAGCUUCGACGGCUGCCACGCAAUCCGACCGUCGCCGUCGCCCUCCCGCACGCCGACGCCGUCGAGUUCGCCCUCGCCUACGGCUUCGGUGUCGCCAUCGCCCUCGCCCUCGCCAUCGCCAGUGAUCUGCGGCACGCUGGGCAGCACAAGCCUGGGCACGGCCGCCUCCUCCGCGCUGCCAUUCAACACCAUCGCGCAGCGGAUACGCGUCUCCGAGGCCAGCAGUGUUCAGUCGUUCACCGUCAACCUCGCGUCGAACCAAAAUGACAGUGCGCUGGCCACGGCCGAGUUCUACAGCGACAGCAUGGGUCUGCCGGGCGACGCGGUACCUGAUGCCGCGUUCGAUGUGGCCAACGUCACCGUGCUCGGCGGCUCACCGGUGUCGACCGCCUACACAUUCCUCUCGGUCCAGCCCAAGGGCGCGCGCCUGCUGGGCUCCGCCCCCUAUUGGCUGGUGCUGACCGCCGCGGGGGCAGCGACCAAUGAGUCGACGCUGGUGCUCGACGUCGUCACCGACGCCCAGGCGUCCAACCCGCUGGACCCGGUCUCGGUCCGCGUCAACCGGGUGGCCCGCUACGAUGCGGCGGCGAUGACGUGGGCGCUCGACGCCGGCAACGUCACGGCCGUGCUGCGUAUGGAGGGCUGUCACGCCAUACGCCCGACGCCGUCGCCCUCGGCCACGCCCUCGUCGACGCCCUCUAACUCGCCCACCUCGUCGCCCACGCCCAGCCGCGCGCCGGACGUCACCCCCAUCGUGGCCAACGUCACCAGCAGCUUCAACGACAGCGCACCCGUCGUCGACAUCUCAGCGCCCAUCGCCACGCCGGCGCCGACCAUCGCGCCAUCAGUGAGCCCGCAGGCGAGCCAGCAAGCGAGCCCGAUUCCAACGGACAGCGGUGGGCCCGUCACCACCCCGAGCCCCUCGCCCACCACCAGCGCGGCGCCGUCGCCGGUCGUGCAGGUCUCCGUCACCUCGCGCUUCACCGACAUCACCAUCGGCAACGUGACCGUGCCGGCCAACGCACUCGGCGGCUUCACCCUCAGCGUGGUUAACUCGACCGACACCGCGCCGCCCACCACGAACACCACCACUGGCGGCGGUGGUGGUGAAGGCACUGCGGCGCCGCUGACAUAUGUGUACACGGCGCAGCUGGACAACGCGACGACCUUCGAGCAGGCUUACACGUUCCACAAGCGCCCGCGCGAAGCCACCUUCGCCAACCUCAACUUCUCGAUCACGGCCAGCUCGCUCAAGUGGUCCAUCAACCUCACCUCGUCGAGCGCCGGCUCGCUGGUGCGCAGCUCCCUGUUCGGCGCGUCGCCGUCGCCGUCGCCUUCGGCCUCGCCGUCGCCCUCCGCCGGAACCUUCCACGACGAUGACGACGACGAUCACCCGACACCGAGCCCGACGCCCGCCAUGGGUCCACCGCUGGUGCUGCACUACAACUUAAGGGGGCUGCUUACGUCGGGCCAGGCGUUCAACACGACGCGCGGCCGCAGCGGGGUGAUCCGUCGCAACAGCACGCCGCAGGCCAACAUGACCACCUACUACCUGCCGCUGGCGUCGACAUCGGCCCUCAACACCGUCGCCGCGCAGGUCGAAGUGUUUGACGUGGCGCUGCUGGACGGUCGCCUGGCGCCGAUCGAGCACGACAUCGUGCUGCUCAAUUCGACCAACGACAUCGACGCGGCGGCGCUCGACAACUCGAUCGAGUACGUGCUCGAGCUGCGAUUCCCGCCCUUCGAGGCCUCGCUCUACUACGACCCGAGCCUCGGGCUCGGCGUGCUGGUCGGCUCGGACCCGUCGCACGACGGUGGCGGAGGCGGCGGCGGGUUCGCGGACAACACGGGCCUCGUCGUGGCGCUGGCCGUGGUGCUCCCCCUGGCGGGCCUCGUCGUGGUGGUCGUCGUGGUGAGCGGCUUCAUCGCUCUCCGAUACCGCAAGCGGCUCCAAGAGCGGCUCGCCCGCAAGCAGCCUCAACAGGGCGCCGUCUAUUUUGAUGACGAAUUGUAG